Diabrotica balteata is the source of this 1570-nucleotide messenger RNA. NCBI's taxonomy places the organism in Eukaryota, Metazoa, Arthropoda, Insecta, Coleoptera, Chrysomelidae. The record is from the annotation of a GenBank genome assembly.
AUCAAACCAAAGUAUUUGUUUAAUUCAGUUUAAUUUUUGUCAGCUUUUACUAGAAAAAAAGUCGAAAAAUGGUCGUAUGUAGAUAUUUCCUUCAGGGUUCCUGUAAAUUCGGCUCAUCGUGUAGAUUUGAGCAUGAAAUAAAUGGUACUUCCAACUCUUAUCAAAAUUCUGGCGGAUCAUCUAUAUUACGUAGUUCUAAUUUUAAUACUCCCCAAAUAGCUCAACCUAAACUGAAUCCAGUGUUUGCACAAGAAAACAAAUCAAAUGUGGACAAUGCUACUCUAGUAAAAACAGCAAGUACAGAUAUGACCCAGGCUGAAAAAGGUGGUCAGUGGCUGUUUUCAAGUUAUACUCCGUUUAAAGAAAAACCUGCAUUUCCUGGUUUUGAAGAUCAGAGCUUUGAAGAAAUCAGACUUGGUUUUUAUGAAGCUCAAAAAUCAGGCACAUUAGAACAGUAUAAACAACAAAUUCAAGGAAUGGUGCAAGAGGUUUUGGUUAAGGUGAGAGCCUUGCAAACUCCAUCGCCAGAUAUAGUAAACAUGCUUGUAGCUAUAUACAAUACUCCAGCAUCUCAACAAGCAGGGGUAUUUUCAGGAAAUUCACUGACAAAUUCCAAUACAUCUAAUUUUAGCUUUAAAUCAGGAUCAAUUAGCCAACAGCCAUUGUUUGCACAAGCCAACCAAAGUUCAUUUGCAAAUAACCAACAACAAAGUAUAUUUGGCAAUUCACCUGGUAAUAACAUAUUUGGAGGUAGCAAUCAAAAUGUCCAAAAUACUACAAGUAAUGUAUUUCCAUCAAAUAAUCAGAAUAACACAAACAAUAUGUUUGGAGGUCAAACAAAUAACAUAUUCCAAAGUCCUACAUCUCAGAUUCAGGCUCCAAGUAACAACAUAUUUGCUCAAGCUAAUAAUAAUUUGAUACAAAAUAGUAAUUCCAUUUUUGGUGGUCAGCAACAAACUGCAAAUGCAUCCAUAUUUACUAACAAACCAGAACCAAUUAAUACUAAUGUAUUUACACAACAAAAUCAACCAAACAAUCUUUUUCAAUCUGUGUCACAAUCAUCUAAUAUUUUUGGACAACAACCUCAGCCCCCUGUAAAUAAUGUAUUUAAUUCAAAUCCCCAAAUUAUUCAACCUCAGUCAACAUCAAUAUUUAAUCAAGCACAACCACAAUUUUCCAAUCCUGUUAUGUCUGCUCCAAAACCAGAUAUGUCUCAGCCACAGGCUUAUAGUAAUAGUAUUUUUGGCAAUACUCAAAGUGGAGGUAAUAUUACUCCUUUUGCUACCAAAGCUCCUUCACAAAUAGAUGCAAGUAUUUACUCUAAAUUAGAAGAUUUAACUCAAGAGGAGAUUAUGUGGUUUGAAAGUAACGAUUUGGAUAUUUCAAAUAUGCCAUUAAAGCCACCUACUUACCAGAUGUGCUUUGAUUAACAUUUCAAAAAUUUUGUACAGCCGUGAAAGAAAUAUUGUUAUUAAAAAUCAGGUGUCAGUAGUGGCUAUAUAAUAUUAUUUAAAGUGUUUCUAACUUGGCCUUUAAAUAUUUUUCUGGUCCUACCCCUUCAGGCCUUAAG